Messenger RNA from Australozyma saopauloensis, 1668 nucleotides. RefSeq lists its product as uncharacterized. Lineage: Eukaryota; Fungi; Ascomycota; Pichiomycetes; Serinales; Metschnikowiaceae. Bases 1 to 1668 code for a protein of 555 amino acids. The transcript has a single exon. The record is from RefSeq and is a predicted model, not a curated record.
AUGAAAUCAAUCAUUCUUGAUACAACAUGUCCUGAAAGCUCCACGUACUCCUCUCCGUGUCCAGAAUCGCCCAAGGAGUGGUCUGUGAAUCUAAGCACUACUAAAUGUUUGAAGCUCACAAGACCACUUCUCGCGAAAAUUCACAAGCUAGUUGAUUUGCAUGAUAAGAACCCCACCCAAUUUCAGUUUGACGUGAACAGGUGCUCCUUGUUGCACAAGAAAGCACUUGACUCGUUUAUCAAUCCAUCUACCUCACAACAAAGGCUUUUGGAACUAAGACCUUUCCUACAGACGGAAGUAUUCGAAGCUUUUUGCGAAAUUUUCAUGAAUUUCAAAAAGCUUACUGCUGUCUUGUUCGAUAUGGACCUCAAUCCCAAGCGCAAAAGACACAGAACGGGUCCCAUCCAACAUAGCUUGCUGUGUAUUCCUGGCGCAAAUGUUCCUAGAUUGACAACACUAGCGGCUCUUAAGAUGGGCAAGUCAAUCGCGCUAGGUACAAAAACAAGCUUUCAGCGUAUCAAUCAAGCUAUGGCUUUCAAUCCUGACACCUUCCCCCAGCACCUAAGGCAGUAUUGUGAUGACCUUGAAGACAAUAUUGAACCGUGGCUCUCCAUGGAGCCCCAACCUAUUUUUGGUAGGUACACAAACACUUUGCUUUUUGGAUACGUCAUACAUAUUCUAGUGAUGCAUCUGAAUACCCUAUUCUACACAUUGAUCCCCGUACUACUCCAUUGGCUUGAAGAAUGUCGAGUUCCAGUGGUACGAUGCUUUUUCAGUAGCUAUUGGAACUUCUCUAGAACUGACGGUGACUUGAAGAACUUCCAAGACCUUCUUACCUUGACUUGUGAAUCCAGCAAGGAUACAUUUUGGCUUUUUUACAAGAAUGGGUAUUGGCAAAAUCUUGUCACAACCUUACAACUCACCUCUUCGAACACUAGUAGAUAUGAUGUUUACUGUCAGUUCCAUGCAUUGAUGCUCGACGCCUUUUCGAACACUGAUAAACUAGAUAUAAAACGCGAUCGGCUCAAAGAAACAUACAGGCUUAUGAGGCUCAAUUCUCAGUAUUCAAGAAAUUCAGCAAUCUUGACAUGCAUUAUAGCGCUAUUCAUAGAGUCUAACUCGAGAGGUCUAGCAAUGGCCACAUUAUCAAAAGACACUCAUAAUACCCUCCUAAAAACUUAUGUUAAGACGGCUGAAUUUGCUCUGCAAUGGCUUGCCCUCAACGACAAUUGCAUUUUUCACUUCCAAGACAAUGGUAACAUCCAGAUUUUCAAUUCUCUUUUGCAGUUAUCUGCAUUUAACCACAAGCAAUCGAAUAAAAUAGUGGAUUAUUUGUUGAAACACUCAAGCCGGAGAAAGAUUCAACAUCUAAUAACGCAAAUCCUCGACCUAGACGCUCGGAUCUGCGCUCUCGCGAUGGCUAUUCAAGCUUUGCGAAGCUUCUAUUUGAACGUACCUUUCAAAGGUGGCUUUAAUAAAGUUCUGCCUGAAGAUGUAGCGGAAUCGUUUCGACGAAUUUUCGAAGAUGACCUUCAUGGCUCAGUUUAUCAGGACUUUCUCGACUGGCUCAGUGAAUCGAAUGACGCGAAUUUAAACGAUCUCGGCGAAAGUAUUUUGGAGCGGUUUUGCGAUCUGAAAGGAGCUACAAAGCGUAGAAGACUAAUAUAG